This is a messenger RNA of Ochotona princeps (American pika), 2485 nucleotides long. RefSeq names its product ral guanine nucleotide dissociation stimulator like 1 (gene RGL1). Bases 62 to 2362 code for a protein of 766 amino acids. Gene Ontology annotation, molecular function: guanyl-nucleotide exchange factor activity. The record is from RefSeq and is a predicted model, not a curated record. Lineage: Eukaryota; Metazoa; Chordata; Mammalia; Lagomorpha; Ochotonidae. Gene Ontology annotation, biological process: positive regulation of GTPase activity; Ras protein signal transduction. Gene Ontology annotation, cellular component: plasma membrane. The transcript is spliced from 18 exons.
CGCGGGGUCCGCAGCGCGGGGCACAUCAUGCCGCACUCUUGCCCCCGAGUGAUCCCUGAGAAUGCGACUGCCGUGGCUGGAUAAAAUGAGCUCCAUCCAGGACUGGGGUGAAGAGGUAGAGGAAGGCGCUGUUUACCACGUCACCCUCAAGAGAGUUCAGAUUCAGCAGGCUGCCAAUAAGGGGGCUCGGUGGCUGGGGGUCGAAGGGGACCAGCUGCCGCCGGGACACACAGUCAGUCAGUAUGAGACCUGCAAGGUCAGGAGCAUCAAGGCCGGCACGUUGGAGAAGCUGGUGGAGAACCUGCUGACGGCAUUUGGAAACAACGACUUCACCUACAUCAGCAUCUUCCUGUCAACGUACAGAGGCUUUGCCUCUGCCAAGGAAGUGCUGGACCUGCUGCUGGAGCGGUAUGGAGACCUGGCAGACCCUCGCUGGGAGGAGGAUGGAUGUCGGUCCCCAGAGUCCAAGGCCAUCAUCAGGAAUGCCAUUGCGUCCAUCCUGAGGGCCUGGCUUGACCAGUGUGCCGAGGACUUCUGGGAGCCCCCUCACUUCCCCUGCCUACACAGGCUGCUGGCCUAUCUCCAGCAGACCAUGCCAGGCUCGGACCCAGAACGGAGAGCGCACAAUCUUCUGGAACAAUUUCAGAAGCAGGAAGUGGAGACUGACAAUGGGCCUCCCUCCACCCCGCCUUUCAGCCUGGAGCAAGACGGGGGGCUUGAGGCCGGAGGGCCAGCAGAAUUCAUGCGCUUUCCCGAGGACCUGGUGGCUGAGCAGCUGACCUACAUGGAUGCGCAACUGUUCAAGAAGGUUGUGCCCCACCACUGCCUGGGCUGCGUCUGGUCACGCCGGGACAGGAAGGGCAACAAGCACUCGGCACCCACGAUCCGAGCCACCAUCUGUCAGUUCAACGCCCUCACCAGGUGUGUGGUCAGCACCGUGCUGGGUGGCAGGGAGCUCAAGAGCCAGCAGAGGGCCAAGGCCAUCGACAAGUGGAUCGGGGUUGCUCAUGAAUGUCGCAUCCUCAAGAACUUCUCCUCCCUGCGGGCCAUUGUGUCGGCUCUGCAAUCCAACGCCAUCUACCGGCUGAAGAAGACAUGGGCUACAGUCCCCAAGGAUCGCGUGCUGAUGCUUGAGGAGCUGUCGGACAUCUUCUCGGACCAGAACAACCACCUGACCAGCCGGGAGCUGCUGAUGAAGGAGGGAACCUCCAAGUUUGCCAACCUGGACAGCAGCGUCAAGGAAAACCAGAAGCGAAGCCAGCGGCGCCUGCGGCUCCAAAAGGACAUGGGCAUGAUGCAGGGGACUGUCCCCUAUCUGGGCACCUUUCUGACUGACCUCACCAUGCUGGACACAGCCCUGCAGGACUACAUCGAGGGCGGCCUGAUCAACUUCGAGAAGAGGAGAAGGGAGUUUGAAGUGAUCGCCCAGAUCAAGCUGCUGCAGUCGGCCUGCAACAGCUAUGGCAUGAGCCCAGACCCCAGCUUCAUCCGCUGGUUCCAAGGGCAGCGGCUGCUCACGGAGGAGGAGAGCUAUGCCCUCUCCUGCGAGGUUGAAGCAGCGCCCGAGGCCAGCACCACCUCGCCCAAGCCGCGGAAGAGCAUGGUGAAGAGGCUGAGUCUGCUGUUUCUGGGACUGGAUGUGGCCCCUGGAAGUCCUCCCACCAAAGAGCAGCCCAAGUCUGCAGCCAGCGGCAGCUCUGGAGAGAGCAUGGACUCCAGCAGCGUGUCCUCGUGCGAGUCGAACCCCUCAGAGGCCGAGGAGGGCUCCCUCACUCCCGUGGGCACACCCGAUGAGCCUCAGAAGAAGCUGUCCCAGUCAUCUUCAUGUUCCUCCGUCCACUUCAUGGACACCAACUCCUCAGGGAUCUCUCCUUCAGCCAACCCCCUGUCCUCGCCUGCGUCCUCCAGCAGCAACCUUCGAGCCCACCAGCGCUCCGUCUCGGCCACAUCCAUGCCCUGGACGGGGCUGCCACCUGUUUACAACCAGCAGCAGGAGGACAGCUGUAUCGUUCGUGUCAGCGUGGAGGACGGCAGUGGCAACAUGUACAAGAGCAUCGUGCUGACGAGCCAGGAUAAGACACCCACAGUGAUCGAGAGAGCCAUGCUGAAGCACAACUUGGGCUCGGAGCCGGCUGAGGACUACGAGCUGGUGCAGCUCAUCGCCGAGGACAGAGAGCUCGUGAUCCCUGACUCCGCCAACGUCUUCUACGCCAUGAACACCCAAGUGAACUUCGACUUCAUCCUGCGCAAGAAGAACGCCACGGACAAGCAGGUGCCACUGCGCAGCCGGCCCAGCCUCACGCUGCCCAGGACAGCCAAGCGGGGCUGCUGGGGCAGCAGACACAGCAAGGUCACCCUGUGAGGCCCGUGGCGGACAUGUCCCCAUGAGGUCCACGACGGGUGUCAUAGGAGACCAGGAACCCAAGCUUCACUUUGGAGCCCGCGUGGGCGUCGGCCAGGUGAACAGCUGUGUGUGUACGUGCAC